Molecule: messenger RNA, 1623 nt
Organism: Entelurus aequoreus (snake pipefish)
Lineage: Eukaryota; Metazoa; Chordata; Actinopteri; Syngnathiformes; Syngnathidae
Product: lysosomal acid lipase/cholesteryl ester hydrolase-like
Exons: 11
Coding region: 103-1287 (394 amino acids)
Molecular function (GO): hydrolase activity, acting on ester bonds
Source: RefSeq, a predicted model, not a curated record
AUCAUCGUUUUAAACUGUGUCCUUUGGCCGACGUGACACCUCACGUGACGUCACAUCCGGAGUCACAUGGUCUAAAGUCGGCUGAGCCAAGAUUCCGACACCAUGCAGAGUUUGCUAUGUUUGAUGCUGCUGUCGGCUGUGGGCGUGGCUAAAACAUCACCUUUUACCGCACCGCCGCCAUUGGACCCUGAAGUCCAUAUGAACAUUACAGAGAUCAUCAGGAGGUGGGGCUACCCGGCGGAGGAGCACCAGGUGCUGACGGAGGACGGCUACAUCCUGAUGGUCAACAGGAUUCCUGGAGGGCUGAAAAAGACACAAGGUCCCAGAAGAGCAGUUUUCCUCCAACAUGGCCUCCUGGCGGCCGGCAGCAACUGGAUCACCAACCCGCCUCCUUCCAGUCUGGGCUACGUGCUCGCUGACGCCGGCUGUGAUGUGUGGCUGGGGAACAGUCGAGGGAACACCUGGUCCAGGAAACACCAGAAGCUCCGCCCAGAUCAGGACGACUUCUGGAGGUUCAGUUACGAUGAAUUGGCUCUGAAGGAUCUACCUGCAGUUGUGGACUACAUCCUAAAGGAGACCGGCCAAGAAGACAUUGUGUACAUCGGACACUCUCAGGGAACCACCAUAGCAUUCAUGGCGUUCUCCACGCUGCCACAACUGGCUGCCAAGAUCAAGUUGUUUGUUGCUUUGGCUCCCGUGGCAACCGUGUCCUUUACCAGCAGCCCUUUGACCAAACUGUCUCUGCUGCCCAACUUCCUGCUUUGGGACCUGUUUGGAAGGCGGGACUUCCUGCCUCAGAGUCACAUGAUCAAGUGGUUUGCAGAGCAUGUUUGUGCCAAGCGUCUGCUCAAUGAGUUGUGUGGAAAUCUCUUCUUCAUCCUGUGUGGCUUUGAUGAGAAGAACCUCAACAUGACUCGGACAGCCGUCUACACCACACACUGUCCUGCAGGCACGUCUGUGCAGAACAUGAUGCACUGGGCCCAGGCGGUCCGAGGCGGGCAGCUGAUGGCGUUCGACUUUGGCGCGGCAGGAAACAUGAAACAUUACAACCAGAGCACGCCCCCCCACUACCGAGUGCAGGACAUGAAGGUUCCCACCGCCAUCUUCUCCGGGGGCCGUGACACGCUGGCUGACCCCAAAGACGUGGCCGUGCUCCUCACUCAGGUGUCCAAGCUGGUCUUCCACCAGCACAUUGACCACUGGGAACAUCUGGACUUCAUCUGGGGUCUCGACGCCCCACAGCUCAUGUUUCCUUCUGUCCUCAAACUUCUGCACACAAUACCCUAGAGGGCGCCACUGAGUGUGUGCGUGUGUGUGUGUGGGUGUGUGCGUGUGUGUGUGUGCGUGUGUGUGUGGGUGUGUGCGUGUGUGUGUGUGCGUGUGUGCGCGCGUGGUUUUAUUGAUUGAUUGAUUGAUUCUUUUAUUAGUAGGUUGCACAGUGAAGUACAUAUUCCGUACAAUUGACCACUAAAUGGUAACACCACAAUAAGUUUUUCCACUUGUUUAAGUCGGGGUCCACUUAAAGUGAUUGAUGAUACAGAUAUAUACUAUCAUAUAUACUAUCAUCAUAAUACAGUCAUCACACAAGAUAAUCACAUUGAAUUAUUUACAUUAUUUACAAUC